AUGCUAAACUUCGAACAAGAGCUCCGAAUGCGCCUAGAUAAUUUCUUCCGACAACACACCGGGUUCUCCUCUUACGCCCAUUUCCUCUCCAUCCCGCCCAUCUUCCGCGAGGAAAUUUUCGACCAGCUCCUGACAACCGAUACCUUCCUCAUCAUGCCAGAUACAGAUGUCCGGGACGCCGUCCUCGGCGACGCCAUCCUCCUCUGCCAGAAAUACAUCACACGCGACAGUGCUGUCACCAAGGAAGCGCUGGAAACCUACUACGAGAAGAACCACUUCCAAGUCUGGAAUGCUCCUUACCUGGCUGAGCUGCUGGUGUAUAUGAAUGAUCGGCACUCCGACCCGGAUGAGGGGUUCGACCCCAAACUACACGUCCAGCAUCUGACUCUCGGGUUCGAGUGGGAUGUGCUCGAGGAGUUUGGGCUUGGGGAGGACGACCCGGAAGCUACCAUCGAGGGUGUUUUGGGGAUGUUGGCGGAGUGUCCGAAUUUGAAGGAGGUUGCGUUUGAGAUUAAAGGCACGCCCGAGGGGAUAUCGCGAUUGAAGAAUAUUUUCGAUUCGCAUGAGUCGCAACUGCAGAAUCUUGACGAGCGCUUGCGGCUAAAUACUGACGAGGGCGAUAUUCCCGCCGGGCUAUUGCUCUUGGAGAUUCCGUCGGAUAGGCAGUUACCCAGGAGGAUGAUCCCUCAUCCGUGGUGGGAUGGCGAGCGGACGGAAGAGAUGGAGCUUUUCGAAGAGGAUUGGUGGGAGCGUUUGGAGCAUACCGAGAAGAUUCCCAUGGAGUUGUUGGUUUGA
This is a messenger RNA of Aspergillus bombycis, 795 nucleotides long. RefSeq lists its product as uncharacterized. Bases 1 to 795 code for a protein of 264 amino acids. Lineage: Eukaryota; Fungi; Ascomycota; Eurotiomycetes; Eurotiales; Aspergillaceae. The record is from RefSeq and is a predicted model, not a curated record. The transcript has a single exon.